AAUAUCUUUGUGUGAUGUCAUAUUCCUGCGACGUUUUGGGGUCUGUGUACAUUUAGGAUUCUAAGAGGUUAGCUUUGCAUCUAUGCACUUAAAUGGGUUUGGUAUUUAAACUCUCUAAUCAUUUAUCACAGUCCGACGGUGUGAGUACGGAUUUCCCCCCCAAAACUAAUUCUGUCUUGUAAUGCGGGUACGUCGCAUAAAUGACUUUACUACGACCAGCAGUAUUUGCUUGAGAAGAGCUAGUGGCGGCUAACGUAAUUUAUGCGGAAUGCGCAUCCAUUGCGGAUGUGGUGCAGAAUAUAUGCGCAUUGCUGCGACACAGGUAAUUUUGGCCUUUACAUUUAAGAUAUUCCCUUAAUUAAACAAUUAGUUAAAUGUGAUUCCAACUAUAUUAUCCAUGCAUUCUUUGUUUUUAUUUCUCGCCCGCUCUUCUGUAACCUCGGACUUUUUCUCGUCAUUGCCAGAUUUGUUGUCAAUUAGGAGAGCUCUCAGAUAUCUGCAUGUAAUUAAUGAUUCAAAUACAUAAUGUCAAACAUAACAGAAUAUCAGAUCUCCGAGUUUCGCUUUUGGACGAAAGCCACAGGUUUUUGUUAGGUACAAGAUACAAACAACAAAAUAUCGCAAAAAUUGCACAAAAUUAGUGUAAAUGCACAUAAACUCUUUAUAAAAUGACACGUUAACCAAUUGCCGUUCCGUAGUUAGUAUCUAUUUUCUGUAGUUGUGUAUUACUGAGCCCAUUAUCAAGGCUGUCCUUGUUAGACAUUACAAUGAAGCAAUGAAUGCCUUGCCAUGGAACAGCAUGGUGGCUUUUUACCCUCCUUGUGAAUGGCACGCUGUCCACCAGUCACAUUGGUGUGUCUGUAAACCACAACAUAUCCAUGACUGAAUACUACGAGGAGGGAGGGUUGCUGUAUGAGCACUCACCUCCCAUGCACAUCAAAGUGGAGUCUCCAGAGGGUCCCUUCGGAGGCGGGGUCUCAGAGGAUGGUUUCCCAAGGGAAGAUGAUGACUCAGAAGCCAGUUGUGACCACCAGAAUGGUGGGUUGCCUAGCAGCCUGCCCUUUAACGUUGUGGUUGUGCAUCCCAACAUAGUCGCACCUGGAAUGUCUUCAGAUGAACUCAUCCCAAUUGAGCAAAAUCAGAUUCAUCAUGCUGGUAUGGAGACGAAGCUGACCAUUGGGGUCUGUGCAGAGGACUUUUCUGGUUCUCGUGGUCUUUGCUGAGGACCUGUGCUGAUGGCCAUGUGUCGAUGAGGUCUUCACAGGGGAUUAUCUAGUUGACAUGGUAUCUGCUGACAUUCAUGGCUGUGUUGUGGUCGCUUCUAGAUGUUGGUCCACCAUCUGGUCUGGAUACGGCCUGGAUCUGACUGACUACGGGUAGCAUGUACCGAGUGAAAAGCAACAGUCCUAGUACUGAGCCUUGCGGUACUCCAUCCUGAACUUGUGAUCGAUAUGAUACCUCUUCAUUUACUGCUACAAAUUGAUAACGAUCAGAUAAACAGGGGUGUGUCUUCAGCAUUAGCCGCAGGAGGCGUAGGAAAAAGGAAGAGCCGCUUUAGCGGGGCAGAGCUGGAGGUGUUGGUAUCAGAGGUGACCCGGUGUGAGGGGGAGCUGUUCGGUCCAGCAGGGAGGCUCCGGCGCAGAGAAAGAGAGCGAAUUUGGGCCGGGAUACUUGAGCGUGUCAAUGCUGUGUCUAGAGUACCACGGACACUAAGAGAAGUGAAGAAACGCUGGGAUGACCUGAAAAGACGUAACGGUGGUAGACUGGCUGACGCGAGGCACCGCACCUGCUACCUGCCUUCCAGCAGAGGGGCCGCGAUUAUGGGAAGGCCAACUCAAGUCAGUCCCAGGCUCCAGCAGUCUCGUCAAAAGCAGAGCACUAGAGUAAAAGCCAGUUUUAGUUGCUUGUCAGACACUGAUCCAGUUGCAGUUGGAGAUGGUUCUGAAAGAGAUGGUUUCGAAAAGGAGGAAGAAGCUGGUGAGCAAGACUGUGAUGAUGGAGAUGAUUGUGAGGGUGUGGAGAACAGCAUGGAGGAUAAACUGGGCUUGGGCCUGGGUCUGGGAAUAGUACCACCUCCGACAUCAGAACGCUGGCUACCUCCUUCACCCCUUUACAGUGCACCCUUCCUCAACGGGACCCCUCAUACAAGCCCAGAACCAUCCUUAGGGACCCACCAGGGCCCACUGGAGCCCCCUCCACCACGCACUUCCUGGCUGGAAGAUGAACUUCGUGGACUGGGAGAAGCAGCCAUGCAGCUUGGAGAUCGCAUGGAGCAGAACCUGCGCGAGUUUGGAGAAGGCUUCAGAAGCGAUAUGCGGAAGCUUGUGGCUUCACAAGAGGCACUUACAAGCAGCUUGCAGCAGAAUAAUGUACUUUUGCAACGUCUGUUGGGUCUACUUGAGAUGCAGCAUCAGCCGCCUCAGCAGCAAAUUCCACAACAGCAACAACAAUUACAGCAACCUGCACAGCAGCAACAGCAACAGGAACCUCCACAACAGCAGCCUUAUCAGCAAUUGUUAUUGCCACAGGAACAUCCACAGCUAGAGCAGCAAAUCCCAGCAACUGUUCCACCACCUCCAGAUAUUUUAGAUGGUACUCGGCACACUGAACCACCGACUGACAUAAAUGGAGUAUCGCAACGGCCACGCCGUGGCAGAACAGUAGACCUCAGACGAAGACGCAGACGUUGAUGUUGCCGUGAGAUGUGCAAAAAUAAACUGUAUUCGGUUACAGUAAAUGUAUUUAUUUAAAGCAAUGUUUUAUAAGGUUAACUAGUUGCAGAUUGUGCCAUGUCAUUGCAGCCACAUUUUAUGUUAUGCCUGUCGCAGAUAUAUAAUAAAGUGUAUUAUAUGUACACCAAACAGCUCAAAGCUAUAUCAAAAUUGACUUAUGAACUCUUGUUGCUGAUAGUAAAUUACUAACAUUUUAUGGAUCUGCUUGCUCAAGUUCAUAUAUAAUAAGUUUAGAAAAAUAUUCUCUAGACAGGCCUAAAACUUUUCAGUAUUCAUGCUGUGGCAUGAUAAACUUCAUAAAUUUUUAUUCUUUGAUUGAGGCACCGCAGAUCAGAGCAAAAUGACGUUUUACUUUUGCUACUAUCACUGUUUAAGAAAAUACAUCCAAAUGCUGUUUUAAAGGACAUUGUAUUGCAUAGAAGUUCCCCAGUUCCAUGGAGUAAAUGCAGUUAUCAGAAUUACUGACUAACGUAGAGAUCUAAGAUUGCCCAGUCACUCUGCAUGCAAUACAAGAUAGCUAAGCUCAAAUAUACCUUUUUGCUAACUUUUCACCAUGUUAACAAAAAUAAUGUGUACUUGGAAAAAAUGUCUGCCUAUGAACAAGUUUUAAUAAAAGCAAUCAAUACAUUUAUCACCUUUUCCUAUUAUCACAGUCAAUUAUAUAUUAAGCAGCACAACUGUUGAUACAACAUACAUGUUUGUCAUGUGACACUUAAGUCUGGAGAAAUGGCUGCUGAAAAUUCAGCUUGGUCAUCAGGAAUAAUAUUUUUUUUUAAAUUGUAAUAACAUUUAACAAUAGUACUGUUUUUACAAUAUUUGUGAUUUAAAAAAAAAAAAUGCAACCUUAGAGCCCCAAAUUAAUGUUUCUGUAUUUUUUCUGUAGAUUAACAACCAGUUUACUGAAGAGUCAAAAAUUCAUUAUUCGUUACUAAAUAUUAUCUACGCAAAAAGGAUGUGAUUCGGUACAUGGCUGAUCACGGUCUUCAAUACAUCUGCUAAAUUAUUAAAACAAUCUCUAUAUGUAAAUCUAAGAUGCUAAUAAUUCGGAACCAUCAACAUUUAUCGAAAGGUGUCGCUUUAAAUGUAGCCGCAGAGAGCGCAUGUGACGUAACACACGCUUCCAAUCAAUCGCUGGCUUCCAUGUUUUUAGGGGUGGAGAAAAGAGAAAGAAAUAUGUGAAAAUGGCUACUGUACAGUCUGAAUCCGAACAACCAUUAGAUAAUAAACUCAUUAACGGUACACUAGCUGAAAAUAAACCUGAACUACAACUUGCAUCUGCUACAGUCGCUGAUUGUGACGCGGAGGUUUGUGCACAAGGCAGCGACAUAAAGGGACCGACAGAGCCUGGUGUUCCGUCUUCACCAAGUGAAAAUUCAUCUCCACAUGGCGCUGCUCUUUCACCACGCAACAAAGAUGAAUCGGGAAUGUCAUUUAAUUGGAAAUCUACGGUGGACAAGGAAAAGACGGAUGUGCUUUUCGAAAAUAAUAACGGUGAUCUUGUUUCAGCUGAGCCCGGAACGGAUUGCGGGGAGACAUCGGAUCGUUUGCACAAUGAAAACAUCGGGCAAGAAAACGACAAAGAAGAAACGGCAGACAAAACUAUAGAAAAUGUCAGCAAAGAUUCAAAGCUUGCUAUAGAGGAGGAACACCCAGCAAAACAAGAUGAAGAGUCGACAAAUGUAAGUGAAGACUCAAAGUCUCAUGAAGAGGCAACACAAAGCACAGAAGUGGAGAUGGAGGACAAAGGAGAUCCCAAAAGCAUGGAGGAGGUUAAGGACAACACAGAAGAGAAGGAAGGAGAAGAUGAGUCGAAGAGUGACGGGAAAGGAUUAGUUGUAAAACGAAGGAAAAGCCGCCUGGAAUGCAAUGAAUGUGGUAAAAAGUUCACUCGCCGGGAAACAUACAACCUGCAUCGACACUUUCACAUGCAUCAGGAUGAGCAGGCUUCCCUCGUUUGUAAAGAAUGUGGCAUCACUUUUCAGCAUCGAAGUGACCUCAUCAAACACCGCAGUAUUCAUAAAGAAAAUAGCCAACCAAGUGUGUCGCAUUCAAAACGCUCUACGAUGAUGUACAAGGAACGGAGGAGAUAUGUGUGUGAGCAUUGCGGUAUGUGUUACUCAACAAUGAUGCGAUUAAGGCUUCAUGCUUGUGAACAGAACGUGGAGAAGCCUUUUCGCUGCCCUCUGUGCCGCAAAGAGUUCCAGUAUAGGGUGUCCAUCAAUGCCCACAUGCAGAGUCACUCAUUGGACAGUCCUUAUCGAUGUCUGGAGUGCAACAAAGGCUUUCAUAGUUUGGUGACGCUGCAUAUCCACCAACGAUCCCACGCUUCACUGAAGCCGUAUGAGUGUCCAGAUUGUAGUAUGGUCUUUAAGCAUCGCUACGUUAUGGAGGACCAUCGACGCAGGCACGUGGAAGAAAGAGCACACCUGUGCAAAAUCUGUGGGAAGAACUUCAAAUACAGCAGCCUUUUGCAACAGCACCAGUAUCUCCACACCGGCCGAAAGCCUUACCACUGCUCAUACUGUGGAAAAACAUUCGCUCUUGCACAAAACAUGCGAGCACAUUUUCGACAACACAAAAAGAUCUCAGCUAGGUCUGAGGCACGUAUUACAAACCAUAAUGUAUCUCUUGUGGGGCAAGUUGGUAAAGAGAACGCAAACGUUGAGCAACAGCGCAACUGUCCUCUAUGCCCUCAAAUCUUUUAUAAAGCAUCUGAAUUAAGAGCACACAUGUUAAUCCAUGAAGCAGAGUAUGAAAAGAUGAGUAAUGGAAAACGAUUCGAUAAGGUCUAUGCAUGCCAGUAUUGUCCUCUCAAAUUCCAGACGGAAUCUCUCCUGCAGUCCCAUUCACAAACGCAUAUGACAAACAUUUUGGGUAUCAACACGACACAUAUCACAAAUCAGGUUAAAGCAGUACUUGAAAAGCAGGAUAUUGGUAUGGAUGAGGCGGAUAUUGACAGUAUGUCAGGAGUAGGGGGUUUGGAGAACCAGACGGAGAAGAAACCGUUCAGGUGUCGAGACUGUGGAAAGUGCUUUCGUUAUCGUUCAGUGUUAGAGCUCCACAUGCGCAUACACAACAAGGGUUACCAGUGUCAAGUGUGUAAAAAGUCCUUUAGAUUUAGUAGCUAUUUGCAGCAGCAUUCGAUUAUCCACACUGGCAAGAAGCCAUACAAAUGCCCAGACUGUGGUAAGGAUUUCGCAUUUCAUCAUAACAUGAAAACACACCAGCGGCUGCAUCAACAAAAGCCAUUUCGCUGCACGCAGUGCCGAAAAGGCUACAGCGAUGAGAGUCAGCUUCAGCGGCACAUGCUUUCCCAUACAGGUGAGAAACCUUACAAGUGUCAUCUUUGUGACAAGAGCUUUGCUUUGGCCUACUUGCUCCGAGACCAUCUAAACACUCAUACAGGGGAGAGACCCCACCGCUGCCAGGAGUGCCAUAAGUCAUUCCCUUGGCUUAGCAGCUUGCUUGUGCAUCAAAAGAUUCAUGUGCGUAAACGGCAAGGUCAGAGUCACAGUUAUCCACUGUCCAUACAUUCUCAAAGAGGUAGAGUAAGUACCGGCAGGAGAGGAAGGCCAAGGUUAGAUCGAGACAUUGGAAGGUCGGCAUCUCUACCUGGUAGACUCGUACAAGAAACGCUGUUGCCAAAUGUGGUUCCCCAACAAUCCAGUAGCUUCGAUGCAAAUAGACCUGAACACAUGCAGCUGAGAUCGCAGCACUUGCAGACGAGAAAUCAUUCCCAGCAGGUUCCAAUGCAGCAAGAAUGGCAGCUACAAAUGGCACCUUCAGAAGAGCUGCUGCUCUCUCAGAAGCCCACAAGUUCCUUGGAAGCCCAGCCAACUAAUGCAGUGCAGAUGCAGUGGUCAGGAAGUCACCUUAAGACUAUAUUGCCUAAAUGUGAUGGUCUCCCAGAGCUCAUGCACCAGCAGCAACCAUCUCAAGCAAAUGUACCCAUAUCAACACAACCUAAUCAUUACUCCGAGAUCAAUGUAUCUGAAGCAGAGCAAAAGGGCAAGCAUCCUUCUCUCUGGGUGAGUACACCAAACUCCACUCUGCAGAAGACCUCUUCAGAAUCACAACACCACAUGGACAGGCCUUCGCCUCUGGACGUGAAAAUACAGUCACCGAGAUCCAUUCAGGACCCGCAGCAGUCCCAAUGGCCAGUACUCUGUGAUUCAAUGCAAACAUCUAAUCCAGAGCUGUUCAAUAAUUCAUCAGAAGAUGGUAAAGUAACUGCUGACUUAGAAGCACCAACCAGCAACCAAGCUGAUAAACUCACUCAUGAUUUGCAAAUGCCAAAUUCCUCUGGUCUGGCUAAAACAGAAAUGGGUCAGGCUGGUGGUAUAUUGCUGUCCACUGGUGCUUCCGGUCUACCGAAUACUAAUCCAUGGGGAAUGAAAACAUCUCUAGAAAUGUCUACAACUGUAAGCUUACAAGACAUACCUGGAGAUGCAUUAGAGAAGCAGCAAAACAGACUAAUCCAGCAUUUGCCACAACAAAUGCAGCUACAACAGCAGCUUCUUCAACAGCAACUUCAUCAGCCACAACUCCAGGAACAGCCUCAAAUACCUCCUACUUGGGUUAGUGCAGCUCCCCCAAACCAGAUGGGACCAGUGAACAUGCCGUAUGCACCAGCUCAUUUUCCUCUUGGGGACAGACCUCAAAUGUGGGGGUUUCAGGCUGCUCCAGUUGUUUCCCAAGCCCUCGUAAAUGGACCAGUUCAACAAGGCCACAUCCAACAGCAUGUAGCUUUAAUUUCUGGCCAGCGGAUUCCUCUAAAUAAGCCUCCAACUUUUAUCUCACCCCCUUUUCCUCCACCUCCACCAGCUCUGAAUUUACCUCCACAUCCAAUGCAUUCUGUUGGAAGGCAACUUCCAGGUCCGUUACCACAAGGCAUCUUCUUCACCUCACAGAGCAACAUUAAUGAGAUGCCAUUAAUGCCACAAGUAACAAACUUACCUCAGUAUGCCCAACAAACUGAUCCACACAAAAUGGGGAAUAAAAUGCCUUUUGCCCCGGAUCACCUGUUCCAGUGCAUGAUAUGUGGUUGUUCUUUGCCUGGAGAACUAGAAUUACAGAUGCAUUAUAUGCAACAUGCACAGCGAGAUGUCUGAGUUCGAUUUUUAGAAAUGAUAUACAUACAAAACUACAAUAGCUCAGUUUAGACUGUCUCUUUGCUGUUUUAUUGUACAUUGCUGUUAAGCUGCUGGAGUGUGUCAUGAAGAUUUAAAAUGUAUUAAUGUUUUUAUUCAGUUAUUAAAUUUUCCAGCUGAACUUA
Molecule: messenger RNA, 8007 nt
Organism: Ctenopharyngodon idella (grass carp)
Lineage: Eukaryota; Metazoa; Chordata; Actinopteri; Cypriniformes; Xenocyprididae
Product: zinc finger protein 91-like
Exons: 6
Coding region: 3914-7843 (1309 amino acids)
Biological process (GO): regulation of transcription by RNA polymerase II
Cellular component (GO): nucleus
Molecular function (GO): DNA-binding transcription factor activity, RNA polymerase II-specific; RNA polymerase II cis-regulatory region sequence-specific DNA binding
Source: RefSeq, a predicted model, not a curated record